Zea mays is the source of this 2215-nucleotide messenger RNA. RefSeq names its product calmodulin binding protein. The coding region runs from base 49 to 1779 and encodes 576 amino acids. Gene Ontology annotation, molecular function: calmodulin binding; sequence-specific DNA binding; DNA-binding transcription factor activity. Lineage: Eukaryota; Viridiplantae; Streptophyta; Magnoliopsida; Poales; Poaceae. The transcript has 7 exons. Gene Ontology annotation, biological process: regulation of salicylic acid biosynthetic process. Gene Ontology annotation, cellular component: nucleus. The record is from RefSeq and is marked validated.
GAACCAAGCGGCGAUCGAUCGAAACGAGGCGUCGCGUGGCAGCCGGAGAUGUCGCAGAAGAGGCAGCCGGAGGAGGGCGACGUCCCGCGGCGCGCCGCCGAUGCCGGCGGCGGCGGCGGAGGAGACGAGCCCGGUGGGAGCUCGUCGCGCUCCUCUCUGCCCCAGCGCCACGGCGAGCCGAAGCGGCAGAGGAUCGCCCUUCGCGAUGUGAUCACGGAGGUGAUGCGGAACACCAGCAUCGAGAAGUUUCUAAUCGCGCUCGAGCCCCUCAUCAGGAGAGUGGUAAAAGAAGAAAUUGAGUCGGCUUUUGCAAACCAUGCCUCUAUGAUGGCAAGGAGUGUCACAGACAGUGUUCCAUCUGUGUCAAAGAAUUUGCAGCUGCAGUUCAUGACCAGACUUUCUCUUCCAAUAUUUACUGGAUCCAAGAUUGAAGGAGAGGGCUCCUUAAGUAUAACUAUUGCUCUAGUCGACGCUUUGACAAGACAAAUUGUAGCACCAGGCAAAGAGUUCCAGAUAAAGGUCGAGAUUGUAGUUCUGGAGGGGGAUUUUGAAAGUGGAGAAGAUGAUGACUGGACAGCUCAGGAGUUUAACAAUAACAUUGUUAAAGAAAGAGAAGGCAAAAGGCCCUUGAUUUCUGGGGAUGCAUUCAUUGCCCUCGUCGAUGGCAUUGGAACAGUAGGGGAACUUUCAUUCACAGAUAACUCCAGCUGGACACGGAGCCGAAAGUUCAGGCUAGGAGCAAGAACAGAGGAUGGUUCUUUCAAUGGUGUAAGAGUACGGGAAGCAAAAACUGAAUCAUUUGUGGUUAAGGACCAUCGAGGAGAAUUGUACAAGAAGCACCACCCACCAUUUCUUGAAGAUGAAGUCUGGCGCCUAGAGAAAAUUGGCAAGGAAGGUGCUUUUCACAAGCGUUUGAAUAGGGAGAACAUUUGCACUGUCAAAGAUUUUCUCACCUUGUUAAAUCUUGAUGCUUCUAGGCUUCGAAAGAUAUUAGGUGGUGGCAUGUCAACAAAGAUGUGGGAGGCCACUGUGGAACAUGCAAAAACAUGUGUUCUAACUGACAAAGUGCAUCACUACUAUCCUGAUGGUCUAAACAAAGCUGGUGUUGUAUUCAAUGUAGUUGGAGAAGUAAGAGGGUUAAUAUCUGAUAAAUAUGUUUUUGUUGAUGACUUUACUGAAAAGGAGAAGGCCGAAGCACGUGCAGCAGUGAAGCAAGCAUAUGAACACUGGAAGGAUGUCCAUACUUGUGACAAUGAAACGCUUGUGGAAAACCCUUCACAUCCAUUCAAUUUGGGAUCUCCAUCUUUGCAUGAAAAUCAGUAUAACCAGUUGCCCACACAAGUUUCUACUGAUGGUUUUAGUUUGAGCAAUUCGGCCAUACUAUCACCCAACAUUUUCUCAAUGGAGCCAUCGAGUGCUUUAGACCCUUGUAGUAUAUUGGAGACUGAAGAAAGCAGUGCUAAUCAAUUUCAGUCGGUGUUGCCCCCAGUUGGUGGCCAUGAAGUGCCCCGAGAACCUCAGACGCUGGAUAAGUUCUCCAACUCGUUGGUAUAUGAUGACUGCAGCGCCCAUCCCUCAUUCAGUGAAAGCUAUUACAGCACUGUAGAUCCAAGCAUGUCCUUCGACACACAAGAUCUUGGAGCUGCACUGAAAGGCUUCAUUGCAACCAUAUCGAAGCCUAAGGCGGCAUAUAGAGGAUGGAGAACAUUGUCUUAUGUGCUAGGAUGGAUUUUCUAUACCAAGAGAAUUGUUGCAAGGAGAAAGAAACAUGGGAAAUAAGUGAACACAAGUCUUUGUGUAGUUAAAUGCGAAUAUAAGCUUAGAGAAUGAGAGAUUAUGUACAUUAGUUUGUUUCUUGUCACAGCUGGUAAGCUCUGCUGGUUUCUUCAGCUGUACAUGGGCUGUCAGCUAUGGUUCGCUAUGCGGCUGUAAAUAAUCAAAUGAAGUUUGUACAGGGUGAGGGAUGCGCAUAGCAUUUCUGAUGUUUUGGAUGGAUGCCGGAGCUUGCUUUUUGAUGCGGCCCGUGUAUUAUCUAUGUAGUAGUAUGCAGUAUGCUGCUUAAUUCUGCAGUAUUUUCGACAUUUGGAAUCUAUAUGUCGCAUGGUAACAAGUUUAAUUCUGCUUAUUUUCGUACACAGAUAAUACUGCAGAAUUACCAUGCCGCAAACUGAUUUUUAUGUAGACAGUAAUGUGUUUAUGGAUAUGGUUGACACUU